Molecule: messenger RNA, 771 nt
Organism: Pieris napi
Lineage: Eukaryota; Metazoa; Arthropoda; Insecta; Lepidoptera; Pieridae
Gene: Ir21a
Product: ionotropic receptor 21a-like
Exons: 1
Coding region: 91-771 (226 amino acids)
Source: RefSeq, a predicted model, not a curated record
AUCUGUCUCUUGACAUUCUACCUUAUUCAAGGUCCACUAUUCGAUAUAUAAAAGAGACUUUGUGAAGCUAAAUACACUGAUAGUUUCAAAAUGAACGUGUUCAUUCUAUUAUAUUCAAUAUGUUUUAUGUUCUGGUGUGUAAAAGGAGAGGUUGAAUACUAUCCAUCGAUGGGCGAGAUAAAAAAAAUUCGCGAUGCACCAAAAGUUCAACAUACAAGAUUUAAUGUGAAAAACUCGAAAUAUGUAAAGAAGCGAGGAGCAGAUCCAGUAUUUCACGGUCACCCAAAAACAAAAGAAGAGCUCUGGCGCGAAAGAUUCUUGCCAGAAGAUAAACAUUUCGAUCAAGUGCCGUCCCUUAUACGUCUCAUCCACAAUAUCACACUUAAAUAUUUAACUGAUUGUACUCCUGUCCUUCUCUAUGAUAAUCAGAUAUUUUCUGAAACCAAACUGUUUCGAGAACUCUUAAGAUCUUUUCCUGUGACAUUUAUUCAUGGUUACAUUGAUAAUAACAAUCGUUUAGAAGCACCCAACAUUAUUCAAGCUAAGGAUGAGUGCCUGCAUUUUAUUUUAUUCCUUACUGAUGUUCAGAAAUGUCAUAAGGUCCUUGGUACGCAGUCUAAUAGCAAAGUAGUGGUGAUCGCGCGAUCAUCUCAAUGGGCUGUACAGGAGUACUUGGGCAAUCCAUUAUCUAGGCUGUUUAUUAACUUACUAAUAGUGAGUCCCAGUUUUAAGGAUGACGAUGAAACUUUAGUAAGUAUUCGAAACUCGUGA